This is a messenger RNA of Rotaria sordida, 639 nucleotides long. The record is from the annotation of a GenBank genome assembly. Lineage: Eukaryota; Metazoa; Rotifera; Eurotatoria; Philodinida; Philodinidae.
AUGCAAUUAACAUUGGAAGAGCACACAACUAAAAUAUCACAUAUGCUAAAAGUUAUAAUACUUCUUGCGUUAGUGACAUUCGCUGUAUGCGAACGUGAAACGCCUCCUUCACGUCCGUUAUGGCCAGAUGGAUUCCGAACACAAGCAAUAAUAACUGCUUUUGAUGAAAAUAAUCAACCACAUGCUCAUCGUAGUCUUUUUUACUAUGCAUAUACAAACAAAACAGCUAGUGGACGUUGGCAAGGUAAUGAACGACAUGAUCAUUUUGGUUAUUGUUAUGGUUGGGCAUUGAAUGAAUCGAGUUGCACUAUAUUAAUUACUCAAGAUGUCUACAUUAUUGCUCGUAAUCUUUGUUGCAUAGCUAUGCCAGGAAAUUUCGGUGUACCUCGAGAUUGGCUUAAGGGUGCUACAUGGCUUGGAAUAGAACAAAUACAUGGCAGGACUGUUGAUCAUUGGUAUUCUUGGGAACAUGAAUAUUGGAGUGAAGUUGAUGAACCUAGAAAUGGUGUUCGUUAUUCGGGACCUAAUUUUAAAACACCUCGCCAAUUUACUGAUUAUGAUGCAUGGGAAAUCGCUCCACAAGAUCCUCAUCUUUUUGAUCUACCAAAAAAUACUGAUUGCAGUCAACCAUGUCCGUAA